AUGGCCUGGCGCAGCUCCGGCUCGAGCAACGCGGCCCUCGUCAACAACCUCGCCGCCAACGGGCUCAUAACCGACCCCCGCGUGAAGAAUGCUAUGCUAAGCGUCGACCGCGCGCACUACUCCCCCGCUCUGCCUUACGAAGAUAGCCCGCAGCGCAUCGGGUACUCGGCGACUAUCAGCGCACCCCACAUGCACGCCUCAGCUUGCGAAUCCCUCCUCCCCUUCUUGAAGCCAGGCUCAAAGGUCCUCGAUAUCGGCUCCGGCAGCGGCUAUCUGACGCACGUCCUUGCCGAGCUCGUCAAGCCUGGCGGCACCGUCAUAGGGGUGGACCACAUCCAGCCGCUCGUGGACCUAGCGGCGCGGAACAUGGCGAAGAGCAAGGAGGGGAGAGAGUUGCUGGAGAGCGGCACGGUGAAGUUCAUCAAGGCAGAUGGGCGAAAGGGCUGGCCGGAGGGCGCGCCGUAUGAUGCGAUUCAUGUGGGCGCCGCGGCCGCGGAACAUCAUGUUGCGCUGACGGAUCAGUUGAAGGCGCCGGGGAGGUUGUUUGUACCGGUUGAGGAAGGGUGGAUGCAGCAUAUUUAUGUUAUUGAUAAGAAAGAGGAUGGAAGUCUGGAGAGGAAGAAGUUGUAUGGGGUGCAGUAUGUGCCGCUGACGGAUGCGCCGGAGAGUUGA
Coniosporium apollinis CBS 100218 is the source of this 672-nucleotide messenger RNA. RefSeq names its product protein-L-isoaspartate O-methyltransferase. NCBI's taxonomy places the organism in Eukaryota, Fungi, Ascomycota, Dothideomycetes. The transcript is spliced from 2 exons. Gene Ontology annotation, molecular function: protein-L-isoaspartate (D-aspartate) O-methyltransferase activity. Gene Ontology annotation, cellular component: cytoplasm. Gene Ontology annotation, biological process: protein modification process. The record is from RefSeq and is a predicted model, not a curated record. The coding region runs from base 1 to 672 and encodes 223 amino acids.